GAUCCAUUUCUAAUCAAACCAGUUCAAUUUCUUUACACUUCUCUGUUCAAGAUGCAAAUCUUCGUCAAGACACUCACAGGAAAGACCAUCACUCUCGAAGUUGAGAGUUCCGACACCAUUGACAACGUCAAAGCUAAGAUCCAAGACAAGGAAGGAAUUCCCCCGGACCAGCAGCGUCUCAUCUUCGCCGGAAAGCAACUCGAGGAUGGCCGCACCCUCGCUGACUACAACAUCCAGAAGGAGUCAACCCUUCACCUCGUCCUUCGUCUUCGCGGUGGCAUGCAGAUCUUCGUGAAGACCCUCACCGGCAAGACCAUCACCCUUGAGGUCGAAAGCUCCGACACCAUUGACAACGUAAAGGCUAAGAUCCAGGACAAGGAGGGAAUCCCCCCGGACCAGCAGAGGCUGAUCUUCGCCGGAAAACAGCUUGAAGAUGGACGCACCUUGGCUGACUAUAACAUCCAGAAGGAAUCCACUCUUCACCUUGUCCUUCGUCUAAGGGGUGGCAUGCAAAUCUUCGUGAAGACUCUUACGGGUAAGACUAUUACCCUCGAGGUGGAGAGUUCGGACACAAUUGACAACGUGAAGGCCAAGAUCCAGGAUAAGGAGGGUAUUCCCCCAGACCAGCAGAGGCUGAUCUUCGCUGGAAAACAGCUUGAAGAUGGACGCACCUUGGCUGACUAUAACAUUCAGAAGGAGUCCACCCUUCACCUUGUCCUUCGUCUCAGGGGUGGUAUGCAGAUUUUUGUGAAGACCUUGACUGGGAAGACCAUUACCCUUGAGGUCGAGAGCUCUGACACUAUUGACAAUGUCAAGGCCAAAAUUCAGGACAAGGAAGGUAUCCCACCGGACCAGCAGAGGUUGAUUUUCGCUGGGAAGCAGCUCGAGGAUGGUAGGACCCUUGCUGACUAUAACAUUCAGAAGGAGUCUACCCUUCACCUUGUCCUUCGUCUCAGGGGUGGUAUGCAGAUUUUUGUGAAGACCUUGACUGGGAAGACAAUUACCCUUGAGGUCGAGAGCUCUGACACUAUUGACAAUGUCAAGGCCAAAAUUCAGGACAAGGAAGGCAUCCCACCGGACCAGCAGAGGUUGAUCUUUGCAGGGAAGCAGUUGGAGGAUGGGAGGACUCUUGCUGACUACAACAUUCAGAAGGAGUCUACCCUUCACCUUGUCCUGCGUCUUCGUGGUGGAUUUUAAGCUGUGGGCUUUCUCGUUGUGAUGUUGGAUGGUUGCAAAAUUAUGAAAUUGUGCAUGUGUAAUGGGUCUGUAUUGACCCUCUAUGAAAUAAACUUGGUUUGUAGUCAACUUCUGUCGUCGAUUAAUAAAUUCAGUUCUUUUGCUAUUGACCAGUGUGUGAUGAACGUUAUGUACAGUGUAUCAAUUUUAUCUUUUGUGAUGGAUGCGUAUUAUGUUAAAAUCAACUAUCAGUUGCGAUAUUGAACAUCUUGUAAAGAUGAAUCUGCUCCUGAUCUGACGAAUUGACGGAGAGCUUGAAAUUGAGUAGAUUGUAUAAUUUUUGGUUCGGAAGGUGUGGUGUGAAGGAGGUUGGGAAUCAGUAAAGAUUGUGUGAAGGUGUUUUGUGCAAUUGGAUGGUGUUAUUCGGUCAAAAUUGUGGUGUUCAUUGUUACGCUACGAUUCCGUGUUUAGGCACGUAAAUUUGUAAAACGUUAAUCCACAGGCUUGAUGAAAAGGAUCUAGAGUCCUGGGGCAGGUAGAGAUAUGACGUGAUCUGCUUUAAAAUAUUGUGAUGUAAGUUUCAGUUUGCUGCUGAAGAUGCGGGCAGCUAAUACUAUUCUCAUGCAUAAAAAGGUAAAAACAUCGAUGAAAGAAUACAUGGCACCACAGCUUCUAGGAAACAUGCGUAGACGAAAAGCAAGGUGCAAGUUUUCUGCAUUCCCAUGGUACAUAUUUCCAAAUUGUGUUGCGGACAGCAGCACAUUGAGAUUAUGUUCACAGCCCUUUUAAUACAACCCUUAUUUCACCGAGUAAAAUCACAUUGACGACACUAUCGAGCCUCAGGACUCCAUUAAAAAUUAUAGUUUAAAAAUAUAAUUUAUGAUAUGCUUUUUAUAACUUUUAUAUCUUCCUCUACUCAUUUUUGGUUUAACGUUGAAACAAUUAAUCUUUUUCAUUGAAAUCUUGAAUGAUGUGCGUUGCAUAUAUUCAAAUUAUUUAAUCAAUUUUUUUGUCAUCCUCUCUUCUACAGGAAAAGUUAAUAUUCCUUAGCCCUUAUUUGAUAUAAAAAUCUUGUGAUUAUUAGCUUUUACAAUGCAAAAAUGUAAAUAAAAAAUAUUUUG
This is a messenger RNA of Abrus precatorius (Indian licorice), 2297 nucleotides long. RefSeq names its product polyubiquitin 11. Lineage: Eukaryota; Viridiplantae; Streptophyta; Magnoliopsida; Fabales; Fabaceae. Gene Ontology annotation, biological process: modification-dependent protein catabolic process; protein ubiquitination. The transcript is spliced from 2 exons. Gene Ontology annotation, molecular function: protein tag activity; ubiquitin protein ligase binding. The record is from RefSeq and is a predicted model, not a curated record. Gene Ontology annotation, cellular component: nucleus; cytoplasm. The coding region runs from base 52 to 1197 and encodes 381 amino acids.